AUGAGAGGUGAAGAAAUUAUUAAUAGGCUGGCUGGGCUUAUAUUGAUAAGUGUAGCAUUGAGUGCUCCUUUAGCUGACUUAAUCCUCUCAUAUUAAUAGCGAAUAAUAGAUAGUCUAUUGCGCAAUCAGAGAUUUGAUAAUAUCAUUAAUAAUGAGCAAAAUUAGAUUUUAUUAAUUUUUUCUAAUAUUUAUUUUUAAAAAUCAUACAAGAAAAUUAAUUACAGGAAGGCUAGUAAAAAACCAGCCUGGACUUCCUGCCGAAUAUCCUGCUAGUUUUGAUACAUACUCUGGUUACCUUGAUAUCCCUAACUCAGACGGAAAAUCACUACACUACGUUCUUGUCGAAAGUCAAAAUAACCCUGCAAUCGAUCCUUUAAUUUUAUGGAUGAAUGGCGGUCCAGGGUGUUCAUCUAUGGCAGGUUUCGUUUAUGAGCAUGGCCCUUACGUCUUCACAGACGAAACAACCGUACUCCUAAAAAAUCAAUGAUCUUGGAACACCAACGCCAGUGUCAUUUAUCUUGAAAGCCCAGCUGGAACUGGCUGGUCUCUUUUAGGAGCUUCUUCCAACAAUGUCACUGACGAUGAAAUUGCAGCCCAUGACAACCUUCAAGCCAUUUUUCAGUUUUUCAAAAAAUUCCCCGAAUAUAAAAAUCACGAUUUUUAUAUAUCUGGAGAAAGCUAUGGAGGAAUCUAUGUGCCGACCUUAGCUUAUAAUAUCCUUAUGUACAACAGCUAUAGUCCUCAUAAUAGUAUAAACUUAAAAGGAAUCAUUAUAGGGAACCCUGGUGCAUUUUUUUGUUCUGGAAUUUUUGGGCAUUUUCCUGAAGUUUUCGAAUAAAUUCUGAGGGAAAAAUUUUAUGAAAAAACCUUAUGCAAGUAUUAUAAAGUAGAAAGGAAAUGGCAUACAGCCAAAGAACCCUUAUGUAGAUGAUAGUACUGAUUCUACCUCAGGCUUGAUGAAAUUGCUAUGGUCUCAUGCGUUGAUUGACUAUGAGUGAUAUAAUAAAUUGGUGGCAGACUGUGAUAAUUUCAAUGACUGGGAUAGUGUAGCUUGCAAUAAUGUUACAGAUUAUAUACAGCUUAGCCUUCUCAGCAAUUUGAAUUUUUAUAAUAUAUAUGGAAACUGUUUUCCUCAGAAUGGCUUUGCCCCGCCCCGUGGGAUAAUUCCACCUUGUGCAGGCUGGGAAGGCUCGUUUCAGUAUUUUUUAAACCAAACUGUAAGAACUGCUUUUAAUAUCCCAGACUCAGUCCCACCGUGGGCUUUUUGCAUAUUUUUAGAUUAUACUGAAGACCUGGUGCAUGGGUCUUUAUAUGUUUUCCCAUUUCUUAUCCGUUCAGGGCUGCGUAUUUGGGUCUAUUCUGGUGACUGUGAUGGAGGGACACCGUUUAUUGGAACUAGAGAAUGGAUUAGCAGCUUAAAUUUGCCAAUAAAGCAAAAAUAUACAUCCUGGUACGUAGAAGACCAAGUAGCUGGCUUUUAUAUAGAGUAUGAAGGCCUUACUUUUAUAACAGUCAAAGGAGGUGGUCAUAAUAUCCCAGAAUGGAAAAGGCCUGAAGCCUGGCAUAUCAUUAUGUCAUUCCUUAAUGGAAUUUCGCCGUAA
Messenger RNA from Blepharisma stoltei, 1601 nucleotides. Lineage: Eukaryota; Ciliophora; Heterotrichea; Heterotrichida; Blepharismidae. The record is from the annotation of a GenBank genome assembly.